Molecule: messenger RNA, 2305 nt
Organism: Oncorhynchus gorbuscha (pink salmon)
Lineage: Eukaryota; Metazoa; Chordata; Actinopteri; Salmoniformes; Salmonidae
Product: calcium-binding protein 7-like
Exons: 5
Coding region: 973-1620 (215 amino acids)
Molecular function (GO): calcium ion binding
Source: RefSeq, a predicted model, not a curated record
CAGGAGCCAGGGUUGCAGUUCACAAAAUCCACACAGAGCGUCGUCCCCUCACCUGUGGAGCGAAGAGUGAAUUGGAGAUGGAAAGCCGCCCCCGUUCCAAUGACCAAAUAAGAGCGAGCGAGUGUGCCCACGCGCUGAAUGCAUAGGCUAUUUUCAGUGAAUGUUCUAAGGAAUCGGUGACUUUACAUUUAUUGUGUUUGAGUGAAGGUACAUUUGGACUUUUGAUUUCUACCCUGUCCGUAUUUAUUUUGUGUUUCUCACCUGGAUCGUAUCACUAAAAGCUCAAUGGAAAGGUAAAAGGACACCGUGCCUACCAAUAAAACAACUCGCAUCCAAAAGAUCCAACAAGUGGAUGAACGAAUAUUCUGCUUCUGCACUAAUGACUGGACUAAAACAACGGAUUAAGCAUCUUUGAAUGAUCUCAUUGUCUUUGGAUUUGAUCUGUUUGUUUUCUAAUCCAGUGAGAGAAACCGCGGUUCCUUUUCAUCUGCACUGACAUCUCACUAGCGGUGUGUCUCAGCAGAUGGAGCCACCGUGAUGUGUUUAAGCUUGUUCAGCAAAUAGCCUGUAUAAGUGUGACAAUUUAGGCAAUUAAUUCAACUCGAUGAUUGUCAAUUAAUUUCCUCAACCCAGGCUAGAUAUAUCUCGCAAUUUGUGUAACAAAUAGCUGUCAAGUAUCCAGAUAAAUAAAAAGGAGAUACAGUGACAACGUCAAGUUUAUAUUUAUAUAUAAAAACAAUAAUCCACUAGUCUUCUCCGUGUUCAUUCACCAAGGAACGGGGGAUAGGCUACCACGGAUCCUCUCUUCUCUCCUGCCUCUCGAAUCUGGGACCACAUCUGUUCCUUUCUAUUCAUGGACUUGAUCCUCCGCACCCUGUUUGAAACUGGAGAAAAGUUUUGAGUGACUCUCUUGAACCCUCCCUUAUAUGAAGAUCAGGGCACAGGUGGCAGCCCCAGACCGUUACCGCAGCCAUGCCUAUCAUGCAUCCAAUCACCUCCAAUUUGAUGUACCGGGGCAUCUGCACCAUCCCAGACAUGCUCGCCUACCGAGCCCCGGUCAACCUGCCCGAGGACGAGGUGGAAGAGAUUCGCGAGGCGUUCAAGGUAUUUGACCGUGAUGGGAAUGGCUUCAUCUCGAAGCAAGAGCUGGGCAUGGCCAUGAGGUCUCUGGGGUACAUGCCCAAUGAGGUGGAGCUGGAGGUCAUCAUACAGAGACUGGACAUGGACGGUGAUGGUCAGGUGGAUUUCGAAGAGUUUGUCACUCUCCUCGGACCCAAGCUGACAGCAGCCGGAAUGCCAGACAAGUUCCACGGAACCGACUUUGACUCUGUGUUCUGGAAGACUGACAUGCAGAAGCUGACGGUAGAGGAGCUGAAGAGGCUGCUGUAUGAUACAUUCUCCGACCACCUCACCAUGAAGGAUAUCGAGAACAUCAUCAUGACCGAGGAGAGUCACAUAGCGAACCCAGGGGCCUGCCAGGUGGAUAUAGACACUAGUCCAACGCAGCAAGUCAAGCAGACGUGUGUACGCAAGAGCCUGAUAUGUGCUUUUGCCAUCGCUUUCAUCAUCAGCGUCAUGCUUAUCGCAGCCAAUCAGGUGCUACGGAGUGGCAUGAAGUAGGCGGGGACGGCCAUGGCCUCCUGACCCUCUGAAAGAGACUGCUGUAAGACACCUGGACAAAUGACUGAGAAAAGAACAGCUCAACAACAACAACAGACAAUUAAUCCACCAUCUAAAUAAUCUGACAGAAAGGCAUGGCUCUCAUCCAAAUGCCUUCAUGGGCAUAUUUCCCAACAUGCUCCUUUAUCUCCUUUCUGAAUGGAACCCAUUGAGACCCUUAACUACGGUGGCCUGGAGGUUGACCAUUAUCUGUGCAUGAAGUGCAUGGAUUUAACCAGUCGUCUCUUGAAACAUUUGUAGACCUUAUUAUCAGUGUAAAUCCAUAUGACUGUGUAACAAACAGAGGUGUGUCAUUAUUAACUUAUUGUGAACCAACUGUGACCAACUUUGUUAAUAGGGUCGCGGGUCAAGGGGUCAGUGGCGGGAAUGAACAAUGGGUUUUACAUCUGUACUGUGUAUCAAACAACAACAAACGAACAACAACAAACAAGUUAAUAUUUCAUAAUAAAUGUAUAUUUCACAGUUCUGCAUGAUCAAAAGGGCUGUUUAGUGGACUACAUGAUCAUAUCGUAAAAGUCGUUUUUGGACAACUGUUCUUAUUGACAUACUGUGGACUAUUAGCUUCACUGAGCACCCCAUAACGACCAGAACAUAUCUCACAGCCAUAACGAUCAUAACAUAUCUC